AUGUCACUCGUGCUCGACACGGCCGAAACAGAAAGGUCGGUUGCAGUUUCUGGCUGCAAGAUGGACAAUGUGGACAAGAUGAGGAUGCAGAGCCGGGGCUGGGCAUGCGCGGACGCUGCAGACAGCAGCCGGCCGUUUCGAACGAUGGCCGUCGUGGAAACCUCGUCGACCAAUAAGGCACUAGGCUUCGACGCCUGCAGCAUGCACGACGUCGAUGAGAGGCACGAUUCUGGCAACCCUUCCUGUUCGAUGCAACCCCAUUUGGUUCGUCUCGCAUCGAUAUUGCCUGUUAUUCUAAGGGACGCGAUGCCACAUCCUGGCGAGCUGCUCAUAGUGGCAGCCAUAGCCUGGGGCUACUCGAACGCUGAUACGAGCCAGCUUGCCACAGAGGCAGAUGGUCUCGUUUAUGAGACAUCCAAGGUGCUCUGCCCGGCAGCUGGAGGAGCAAGUGCAAAGGUGCUGCCAGAGGUGCCUCCAAGGAGCUUGUUUUGUAACGAGCAGUUGGCUCUGAACAAGAAGAUCUUUACUGUGACCUACCGAGGCUUAGGAGAGGAGCAACAUUACGGCUCUAUCGUUUUGAAGGACGCAGAAGAACAGACAACCUCAAGGCGUACUCGACCAUCCGCCACCAUCGCGAUUGCCAGCCUGCUCCCAAAAACAGGCCACUUCCAUCUGAGGCAAUAUUGGAGGGUCUGCAUUUCGCAACGUACCAAUUGA
This is a messenger RNA of Trichoderma citrinoviride, 717 nucleotides long. RefSeq lists its product as hypothetical. Lineage: Eukaryota; Fungi; Ascomycota; Sordariomycetes; Hypocreales; Hypocreaceae. The transcript has 4 exons. The record is from RefSeq and is a predicted model, not a curated record. The coding region runs from base 1 to 717 and encodes 238 amino acids.